Molecule: messenger RNA, 2901 nt
Organism: Orussus abietinus
Lineage: Eukaryota; Metazoa; Arthropoda; Insecta; Hymenoptera; Orussidae
Product: transmembrane protein adipocyte-associated 1 homolog
Exons: 9
Coding region: 349-1527 (392 amino acids)
Biological process (GO): G protein-coupled receptor signaling pathway
Cellular component (GO): plasma membrane
Molecular function (GO): G protein-coupled receptor activity
Source: RefSeq, a predicted model, not a curated record
CACCUAGUGCACGGCUCCAGGAGAAACGAGAGGUUGGCGUGGGUGGUCACGUGAUGCAGUCGAACUGCUACAAUUGACAGGUCCAAGUGGGUGCAGACGACGGGUCACGACAGGGUGGAGGUGGAAGCCGAUAAAGGAAGCAGACGACGGAAACAGCGCAACGACAAGUUCGAGGGAGCGCUCUGCAAGUUGCUACAAGUGCCUGACGAGACUAGAUGAGGAGCUCCCGAAGGACGACGGGGGCUCCGCGUCGCACUUCUGCUAUGAAGAUUGAGAUUGCCGCAGCCAUUCCUUGUUGAUGGAUUCAAAGAGAUGAUUUGAAAGAAAAGGGUUCAGAAAGUCGGGGGAAUGAUGUACGGGGUUGGAGAUUUAGAGACGGUGUCUGCCGGCUGGGGCCAAUUAUUGGAACUGAGUCCCACGAACGAUCCCGAUGUGGGCUCGGCUGCGGACGGAGAGGAACAUUUCUGCAAACUCAUUUUGUAUAAAGAAAUUCAGAACUCUAGAGUACGCAUAUGGGAUGUAGUGAUACUGAUCCCUAAUUUAAUCUUUCUCCUGUUUGUCGCGGUACGGUUCAAUCGAGCGAGACUUAAAUUGAGAGCUACCAGUAGUCCAAUAUUUUUAGCAUUUUAUGGAUUGGUCAUUUGUAACGUCAUUAUAUCCGUUAUACGAUGUGUAGUAUCAAUGACUGUCAAUGCAGCGGCGACCGUUGGUGGCAAUGUAGAUAAGAUUCUGUGGGUCACGGUCCGAUUCUUUCUCCUGGCCACGGAAAUGAGCGUGGUUAUAUUUGGCUUAGCAUUUGGACAUUUGGAUAGCCGUUCCAGCAUUCGCAGGGUAUUACUUGCCACGUCCUUUAUAGCAUUGGCAUUCACUAUAACCCAAGGAACCCUUGAGCUAGUUUUACCGGAUGAUACGUUUCGCAUACCCAGUAAGGAUUUUUACGUAUUUGGUCAUGGCGGCAUGAUGUUUUGGUUUUGUAGCAGCAUCGUGUUCACCACCAUAUACAUAUUUAUACUUAUCCUUCCAUGGACACGGCUGAGAGAUCGACUAGCCCUUCCCACACGGAAAAGUUUUUACGUUUAUGCAGGCAUACUAACCACAUUGGAUUUAGUACAAUCAGUAGGAGCUGGCCUCUUGAACUACACACAAAAUCCUAUUGGAUUGUGUGUCGUUGACCUUACCGCAGCAAUUUAUUUAACACUUUUUACACCAUUGGUUUACCACACAUUCCUGUCGGAGUUCUUUGGAGUGUCACAACCUUCGAUAAUGUUUUCAUACAAGGCGCAGGUAGAUGAUGCAAUGGAUGAAGAUACAGUGUCGCUACCACAUCAGCAGAGUUUCUCAUCGUUGAAAACAGACAGCGACUACAUUUAUCAGAAUCACAGUGUCUACGACUCGACGCAAUUUAAUGCCAGCUCUGCACCGAUCAACCCUCUGUACGCAGCAUCGCUGCAAAGUCCUGACAGCAUUACUGGAUAUAGUAUAGACAGUCAAGAAAUUCACACACAUCCUAAUGGAUACCAACAAUGAGUCAUCGAUGGUGUUUUCAAUUAACAAUUGUGAUCUGGAUAAAAGUGGGUUCACUUUAAGUGUCCAAAGAACAAUGUGAUCUUGCACAAGGUUGCAAGGUGUUCGACUACUGUCAAGUAAGUUCGGCCAACUCAUUUCCAUUGUAACGUUGUGCUUUUACAAUUCCAACGAAAACGGAUUCUAGUCGCCGAUGUAGAUUAAUACCAUCGAGAAUGGCUGUAAAGGUGAAGCAAAAAGUAUUUUAAAGUUUUCUUAAGUAGUUCGUAACUAACACGUACUGGAUGGUUGUGAAGCAACAAAGUGUAGAUUUAAUAUAUGAAUUUAAUAUGUGAAAUUUGGGUACCUUGGUUCUACUGAUCGUAAAAAUCACCCAUGAUGCGUUGAAGUACAGAGAGACCAUUGAAAUUUAUCGGUGAUUGUAAAAAGGUUAACAUUAACUCACAAGAUGAUGUCAAGUUCAGCGAGUCUUUAGUUUAUAAUAUUGAGGCGUUUUACGAAAAAAAAUUGUAUCAAAUUCAAAAAUGGUUCGCUCCUAAAAUCAGAUAAUUUUGUAAAUGUCUUGGAGGUCUGCUAAAAAAACUUUAAUCGCGCAUUUUCCAAUCUGCUAAUCGUUCAUCCGUCCUGUGCCACAUGUGUCGAAGAUAACUGUCGAACAAACACAUUUGGACCCAGCAUGAAAAUAUGAAAUCGGAACGAUCGGCGUUACAACCCUACUAUUUUCCUACUUUUGCAUUAAGAAUCGCUAGAGAAACAUUAAGGACAAUAUAGAAGUCGUUAAAUUAAGGAACUCCAAGCAUAAACUUAACUUAGACAUAACGGAAGCUCGAUAGUCAAACACUAAAUGCAUACCUUCUUACGUAACAGAUGUAAUAAAAAGAUUUGUAACCCGUUCUUUGGCAAUUUCGUUUCCAUGUCCUAUGUUAUGAUAAUAAUUAUACUCUGCAUAGCAAUUGCUUUCCAUUGUAUAAGCCUAUUAAUUGCUCAUUUAUUUUUGAUCUUCGUUCUGUUGACUGUCGAGUUACUAACAUGGUCAGUAUACUACACUAAGAUAAAGACUCCAUCCAUUAUGUAUGUAAAUUUGUCUACUUUAAUGUAAAUCCUAUAAUUUAUUUAUAACAACAUACUGCGUGCGCAUUUAUGAUAAUGUACUCAAUUUCUCUAAAGCAAUGGCUAAAAGGAUGACUUUUCAACUGAUCGUCCUAAUAUUCCAUGACUAGUAUUCUAGAUAAGUCCGAUCAGUAGAAAAGGUUUUGUGGUAUAUAGUCUGAUUAGCAAUAGCAACGUUUAUUCUAAGUAUGUGAUGGUACUGAAUGUGAAAACUAUUUCAUAAAGGUGUCCUUAAAGUGGAAUUCGAUAUAGAAGUCGAAAACUAAA